CGAGGAAGACUCGUCGGACUCCGGCCUCGAGAUCGAAAAGGACACCAAUGCAACCGUGUGGUGUGGGAAGUCCGCUGCCAUGGAGCACAUCGUGAAGGGAUAUGAACGAGGUCAAUCAGAGGGAUGCUCGAACCUGCCACCCACGAACAGUGUGGCCUCAGGUAUGGACCGAGUUGUAUGUACGCCUAUGGAAGACGACGAAGACGAUGACCUUGAUAUUCCUGCUCAGCCAACGAAGCUGGCGCCGGGCGAUCCGAUUCCUCCCAGAUUUUGUGCGGAUCCAAACAAUGUGUAUUUCUUAGAUGACAAAUAUUCCUACACUACUGAGGAUAAGUGGGCCCAUGAUAUCAUUUGGCAUGACGGCAUUUUCGAGCCAUGUAUCCAAGGCCGGGAGUGGAAAAUGGCAGUGAAGUAUGUCUCGAAGGGUUGGAGACCGUAUGCCCGCAUGGGAAAGGACAGUUGCUUGAAGACGACGGAGCAAUCAAUACUAUACCGCUGUCCGAAAGAGAAUCCCGGGGAGAAAGAAACAUCCAUCGUGGCAAAGGCGAAACAAUUGUUCAACGCAUUGGGAGCCACGCGGCAGUUAGAGUACUCACACAAGUUUUACGAGCUGCAGUCGAACCCCUCGUACGGCAAGAUUGACUGGAAGGUUGAGCGCACUGCCGCGCUCGAGAGCAUGGACUUGGACUCCCGAGAAGAUGUCGCCUCUGUGCCCGAGGCGACCACAGGGAACACGAUGGGUGAACAAAGGGAAGAUGGCGGGACGACGUUGGGCGUGAAGCCUCUGUUGCCAGAGGCGGGGAACACGCCCGCAGGCAAAAACACCAUCGGAGUCAUCUCUGUCGCAACGGGAGAUACAUCACAAGGUGAAAAAGUGUCACUCGACAAGGCGGCGGAUGCGGGCGCCACAUACGGGAGUCUCCUCGCGACAAGUACGGCCCUGGCAGGAACGGAGGAGAUGGUGUCAGAGUCCACUGCUAAGAUGGGCAUCACGGGGAUGUCGUUGCAUCCGCCCACAUGCACUAGCAAAGGUGACGCACACUGUACAACAACACCACAGGGAGGGGUCACAGGGGAUGACGGGAAUGGGGGAAAUGCAGGGGGGUCUCCAGGUUCUCGCAAUAUUGAGGACAUGACGAAGGAUGAUGAGGAUAGGGUAGAAGGCGGAAAGGGCGUGAGCGAUCCCACGCGUGCAAAAAAUGAGGGGUGAGACAAUGAAUGAACUUCAGGGGAAUCC
Chara braunii is the source of this 1237-nucleotide messenger RNA. The record is from the annotation of a GenBank genome assembly. Lineage: Eukaryota; Viridiplantae; Streptophyta; Charophyceae; Charales; Characeae.